Molecule: messenger RNA, 4520 nt
Organism: Mercenaria mercenaria
Lineage: Eukaryota; Metazoa; Mollusca; Bivalvia; Venerida; Veneridae
Product: carbonic anhydrase-related protein 10-like
Exons: 11
Coding region: 784-1752 (322 amino acids)
Molecular function (GO): zinc ion binding; carbonate dehydratase activity
Source: RefSeq, a predicted model, not a curated record
GUAGGUUUAUCGGAAGGUUUUCUCGAUCAUUAGAUCUUGUUACAAGAGACGUGGAUUGGACACAAACCCUUGAUAACUAACACAAAGAAUAGUGACACAAUAUUCCUAAUGAAAUUGUCGAAUAAGAGUCACUCUAUAGAAUAGGAUUAUUUGCAGACAAGCAAUAUUCUGAAUUGAAAUAAAACCAUCAAAGACACUUUUUAGAGGAUUUUAAGCGGAUUGAUGGUACCUGGAUUAGUGCAGCUGAGUAAGACAGUGAAAUUGUUUUUGUUUUAAAUAUAUCUUUAAUGUUUACUUUAUGCUUGGUAUUAGACUAAAGUGAGAUUUUUAAAGCUAUAGACCUGUAAAUGUGAAAUCAUAUGGAUUGUAUAAGCGGCAAAGCAUUACUACGGAAAUAGUUUACAACUUUAAACUGGUUUUGUCAUGCCACUUUUCGCAGCUGGAUUUGUUAAAUACUUGUUUUAGCAAUAAGGUCAUAAAGUGUUGAAACUCUGUACUAAAGUAGGAACACUAAGGCUUUGAUUAAAGCUAUGAUUAAAAUUAAAUGGAAAUUAAAUCCAACAACACCGGCAUUUCUGAUGUAAAACUACAUUAAUUUAAUUAAAGUUUAAACUCUACAUUUUGAAGUUGGAAUUGCUGUAGUAACAGUGUUUCAAAUAUUUGUUUUUGCAGCAAUGUGUUCUUUUAAUAUUGAUGAUUUGAUACUUGAGUUCUCGAUAUUAAAAACAGAUAUGGUUUGAGAUAUAAAGAAGAUUUCGUGGUGAAUGUAAUCCACUGAAAACAAUGAUGUUCAAAGUUAAAGCUUAUGUAACAGCGUGUUUCAGCAGCCCUUCUGUGAUAAUUACAUUAUCACUAUUGAAAACAGUUGUUUCAUACUGUCCUGACUCAGACCACUGGAGCGGGUGGUGGGGAUACAACGGCAUGAUGUCAGGACCGUUGAGUUGGGGAGAUCACAAUGACUGGAAAAUUUGCAAAACAGGAAAGAACCAAUCGCCGAUCGAUAUACUGCCAAACUCCCUGCUUUAUGAUCCACAGCUACAGCCUCUUAAAAUUGAAACGGCAUCGGUUAAUGGAGUACUUAGAAACGACAAAAGAGAUUUGACGUUUUUGAUUCAUAAUACGCUCGAACCAGGAGUAAACAUAACUUCAGGGCCUUUAUCGUAUACAUAUAAAUUAUAUCAAAUAAAAUUGCAUUAUGGAAGAUUAAAUACAACAGGUUCGGAGCAUCGAAUAGAUGGCAAAGCUUUUGCAGGCGAGUUGCAGUUUUUGGCAUUCAAUUCAGAACUUUAUACCAAUUAUACAGAAGCGCAAAUGAACCCACGUGGUAUAGCAGUUUUAUCAGUAUUUCUUUCUAUUGGAGACACAGGGAAUUCAGCAUUUGAAAUGUUUAGACAAAAAUUUGUACUUAUAACACAAAAAGAUUCUUGUACAGAAUUACAUGGUUUACCUAUAGAUAAGCUGCUGCCACGAACUGACCAAUAUAUGACGUACAGUGGAUCUUUGACUCAGCCUGGUUGCAGAGAAACUGUCACAUGGGUUUUACUGAAUAAACCAAUUUAUAUUUCGUAUCGGCAGAUGGCUGACUUAAGAGAAACACCUUAUCAAGAAUGGAUAUAUUCUAAUGCAAGACCUGUGAUGCCUUUAAAUCAUAGGACCGUCCGAACAAAUAUUAACUUCCGAAAAAGGACGCGUCUAUGCAGUAUGGAGAUUACUAAGAAAUAUGAAGCAAAUCCAGACGUUGGGCAAAGAUAGUUGACAAUUCAGAUAGCAUUAAAACGAGAUGCCAAAACCUGUGUAUUACUGUAUUGGUGAAUGCAUUUUGACUGGAUAUGAUACUGAACGAAAUGACGAGGAUUCUUGAUUGCCGGGAGUAACAAAGUUACAACAGCAUGUGACAGUAUUUAACGUCUAUCAGUUCAUUAGCGCGGAAGAGAAUUCUUCGAAAAUUCUCUUAAUUGUUCAGAGUGAAAUAUAUGUCAUUAAACGUAAUAAAAAGGGUGAAUAGAAUUAUAUAAUAUAUGACAUAAUUAUUGCUGAAUAUAAAGAUAUAAAAAUACUAUUGUGAUAAAACCUUUAAUAUGUUUAUAGAAGGAAAUAUCGUGAUGUUUCUGUUAAGUACGAGAAAGAAUGUCUUGUCCUUUGUGGAUGUAUACGUCUUAACAGUUAUUUAGAUUAUUAAGGUCCACAAAAAGCUAUCAUGAUAUCCACGAGGCCUGAAAUUAUCAUAUGGCCUAAAGAUUAAUGAUGAAUACCUUAAGAUAUAUAAAGCUGCCGUAUUUAUGACUAAAUGACUGGGGUACACGAUACUGUUGUGCAAAAUAUUAUACGUCAUGAUGUUUUAUACAUGUAUAUGCCUGUAGUGGAACUGCAAACAGUUGUUUACGGUAAUAGUUGCCUUCUAAUUAAUAGUGUCUAAUAAUAGGUUAGCUUAAUUGCUUGUUAAAUAAGUGCAAAAUUGACAUUUCCAAUGUACGUUGAAUGUAGAUUUUAUAGAAAGUGACGUGAAUAUAUAAAUAUGUGUGGUGUCAAGUCCAACAGAACCAUUUAACAGAGUGACGUUGAGUUUCGAAUGACGCUUUGAUAGUAUUUACUCAUACCAAGUCCACGUGCUUAUUGUUACUUAUUUCAUUUUCACAAAUCUUAAUACAAAAGAAAUAAAAUAUAGAAUAUUUCUAACUGUGCAUUACAGUAACUGUAGUACAAAAUACUGAAAAAGAUCACUCAGGUUGUCCCUUUGAUGGACAGACUUGUAUAUGAUUAAUUGCUAAAAGUGUUUUAUAGAAUUUUGUUUCAGUAUGUAACUGGUAUGCAUAAAUUAUCAAUAAUAUUCAGGACAUGCAUUUCCUUAAGGUGGCACGGCAUGUUUCAAGAUACAUCUCAAGUUGUGUUUUUAUUAACUGAAAUUUUAAUGUUUUCUUCAAUCAUUUUUGAAAUAUUAAAGCAUGAGCAUACUAUACAAUGAAACCUCUGUGGAUACAAGUUUGUCCAAUAAAGAUUAUUGUACCCCCCGACAACAAAGUUGUAAGGGGGGUAUACUGGUUUCAGGUUAUCCGUCUGUCUGUCUGUCUGUCUGUCCGUCGACACAGUUUUGUGCUCUCCUCAUCCCCUUGACAUAAUUUAAUGAAACUUCACACAAGUGAUCAGUAACAACAGAAGUUGUGCAUGGGGCAUGUUAGGUUCUUUCAGAAAAGAAAAUUGCAGAGUUACGGGACUUUGUUUUUUGUUACUAUACUAUAUACAUAGACACAAUCUUGUGCGCACUAUCUCUCCUCAUCCCCUUGACACAAUUAAAUGAAACUUCACACAAGUGAUCAGUAACAACAGUAGUUGUGCAUGGGACAUGUUAGGUUCUUUCAGAAAAUGUUUUUGCAGAAUUACGGGACUUUGUUUUUUGUUACUAUACUAUAUACAUAGACACAAUCUUGUGCGCACCAUCUCUCCUCAUCCUCUUGACACAAGUUAAUGAAACUUUACACAAGUGAUCAGUAACAACAGUAGUUGUGCAUGGGGCAUGUUAGGUUCUUUCAACAACAAAACUUGCAGAGCUAUGGGACUUUGUUUCUUGUUAACAUACUAUGUACAUACAGUCUGCAUAUGCAAUCUUGUGCGCGCCUAAUCUUCCGAACCCUUGCACACAAUUUAAUGAAACUUCAUACAAGUGAUCAGUACCAACCCUAGUUGUGCACGGUGCAUGUUACGUUCUUUUAGAUAAAUAUUCUGCAUAGUAAUGUGACUUUGUUUUUUGUUACGAUACUGUAUACAUACAGUCUAUAUACAUACAGUCCACAUAAUUAUGCAAUCUUGUGUGCGUCAAAUUGCAAUGUACUGUAUCAGUGCAUGUGGGGUGUACAUUCAUCACCUUCAGUGAUAGCUCUAGUUACACAUGGUAGGCUUAUUUACUAGGUUGCAUCUUAUGAGAGAGAAGUAUUUUAUUCGGAAAACGUUUGCGUUUUGGAGAUGUCGUUUACAGAGCAAAUGCAAUAUAUAGCAUAUCUUCAACAAAUACAGUCACAAUUAGAUGUGAAAGUUGUGACGAUAUUGCCUGUACACAUUUUAAAAUACAUGAACUGGCGUAAUUUGGUACCCUGUCUCAUGCAUGUUAUUCAAUAAUCUUGUACAGUAUCACGCAUAAGUAAAUACUAGUGUAUCGGUACACUGUAAUAUUGGUUACUGAAAACACAUACAAACAUAUUUUCACGUGUUAAAGUGACAGAUUAAUUGUUCAUUAUGAUUGCGUGUAGUGAGUGUUACCAACCUUUCAACCAGCCUUUCAAUAGGUACAGCAAAAUGGUUCUCUGCACACAUAAAUUGUUACACGUCAGAAACAAAUAGGUGUUUUGUGUUUUACAAGCCACAAAUCUCUUUGAACUGUUCAGCUGUGAAGGGGAAUAAUUUUCAAGACGUUAUUAGUUUGGUGUAUAGAAAUUAUCAUAUACAUGUACGUUACUUGUAAAUGGUGCUAAACAUUAAGCAUGUUCAAUUUCUUAUUGCAUAGACGUCUGCUGUGUGUAGUGCAAAGA